UUUCUCGUGUGCCUGGCGGAGGGGAUGUAAACAGCUAGCAUGCCGACUAGCAGCCAGCAUCGGCGCAGAUUUCAGACCCACACCCGAUGCCGGUAAGCUCAUCUUAGUUAACCGACUGUUGAUUCUGAUGUGAAGGAGGAGGUCAACAUCGUUUCUCGGAGCGAAGUUGUGUCUUUGUGGAACAUUAGCUAACUUGGCUAAGUUAGCUAGGAGCGCUAGCGUCAGGUCUGACAGGAAGUCUGUUGAUGCUCUGCUGACAGAAGUAGAGGAAGAGAAAAUCCUCCAUACCUAUCGUUCCUGCUGACAGACAGCAAAGACUUUCUCUGACAGGAAGUCUUCUAACCAUCCCACAAACUAAUUCCCGUUGGCAGGAAAGAAGAAGAAAGAGAAGAAGAAGAGUUUCUGCCUUUAGUUUAAUCUUAAUAUAUUUUUAAUUUAUGACGACAGAUUUCACUUCUGCCAGAAACUGUUUGUCAUUGUCAGUAUCAGAUAGAUUGGUGUGUUUGUUCUGUGACACCCUCAGCAGGCGGGAGAACAUACUAGAGGUUCCCCUGGCGGCCAUGUUGGGGCCUCAUCUGCUGUCUGCCUCCUUAGCCGCCGCGCCUCCAUCUUAAAUCAACAGCUCAGAGCAGACCUGAAACAUUUUUUUUCAACAUAAGGGCUUCUUGAUUUAUUUUUUCUACACGUGUUUUUGUGCUCAGAAGGAGUUGGUGUUUGUUCUCGUCAGGUCUCGUUUCGUCAGAAUCCACUAUCAGCCAAUCAUGGCGGAGUCCAGCUUGGUGCCGGCUGCAGCAGCAGAUCUAGUGAUUGAACAAAACAAAGAUGAAGUGUCUCUUCCCGCAGAGAGCGUCUCCAAAGAACUGAUUGUAACCAUGACGACAGAUGUAUCAGAUGUCAGAGCCGAGGCACUGAGCAGCAAUGGUGUCACUGACAGUCCUCUUCCUGCCACAGCCCUCAAAGAAGAAGAGGAGGAGGAGGCCACACCCACACCACCGGAUUCAUCGUCAUUGUCGUCUGAAGAUGGGACAAUAACUGCCAUUACCACCGAAGAAGAAUCUCUGUCGGCUCUACUCAGACACAUCAAGAGUGAAGGAGGUCAGGACAGAGGAGAGCCAGGUGAGAGGUCAGGUCUGGAUCUGGACCUCGAGGAGAGCUCCUCUGUGGCGACAGCGGGUGGCUCAGAUGACCAGCGGGAGUCCACAGACUCUGCCUCCUUCUCCAUCCCCAGCCUGGAGCUGUCAGAUGGGGUCACGGCCACAGCAAACUCACUGGAUGUGGAGGAUGGCCUGUCCUCUUCCUACUCCGCUCUGGGGGUGGAGGGCUGCUCUCCGUCCACCGAGGUCCCCAGUCUGAAGGAAGAGGAGAUGCUGGAGGCUGCUGGGGGUGCUGUAGCUGCUGCUGCUCCUCUUGCUGCUGCUCCAGAGGCGGGGCCAUCCAUGCCAGCAUAUUACCUGGUGAAGUGGAUCACCUGGAAAGAGAAGAAGACUCCUAUCAUCACUCAGAGUGAGAACGGACCCUGCCCCUUGCUGGCUAUCAUGAACACUUUGUUCCUCCGCUGGAAGGCUAAACUUCCCGCUCAGACAGAAGUUGUCACCACUGAGGACCUGAUGGCUCACCUGGGAGAGUGUGUGUUGUCUGUUACACCGAGAGAGAAGGCUGAUGGGAUGGAGCUCAACUUCCAACAGAACAUGAGUGAUGCCAUGGCGGUGCUCCCUAAGCUGUCCACAGGUCUGGACGUUAAUGUGCGUUUUACCGGGGUGACAGACUUUGAGUACACACCUGAGUGUAUCGUGUUCGACCUGCUGGACAUCCCGCUGUACCAUGGCUGGUUGGUUGACCCACAGAGUCCAGAGAUGGUUGCUUCUGUGGGGAAACUGAGCUAUAACCAGCUGGUGGAGAAAAUCAUCGACUACAAACACUCAGCUGACAGCAGCCGAGUCAGUGAAGGUCUGGUUGCAGAGCAGUUUUUGGAGUCGACGGCGACUCAGCUGUCGUAUCAUGGUUUGUGUGAACUCAACACAACGGCCAAGGAGGGAGAAAUCUCUGUGUUCUUCAGAAAUAACCACUUCAGUACUAUGAUCAAACACAAGGGUCACCUGUACCUGUUGGUGACAGAUCAGGGAUUCCUGCAGGAAGAGGGUUUGGUCUGGGAGUCUCUUCAUAAUGUCGAGGGAGACGGAAACUUCUGCGACUCUGACUUCAGACUGUGUCAUCCUCCUCAACGAGCUCAACCCACCACCAACCUGCCACCCAGCGCCCAGGAGCAGCAGAGACAGAUUGACCAGGACUACCUGGUGGCGGUGUCACUGCAGCAGCAACAGGGCGGGGCCCCGGGGCCCCUCAGUGACCUGGAGUUGGCCCGACAGCUCCAACAGGAGGAAUACCAACAACAGCAGCAACUCCAGCAACAACAGCAACAGCAGCAACAGGGAUCACUGCAGGCCGCACAGCAGGUCAGAGGUCAGGGGUCACAACAGGGCGGAGCCAGGAGAAGAGAAAAGGACUCGGACUGUGUUGUCCUAUAGACUCUUCAUCAUUGUCAACUACCAACCACCAAACUCCCCAAGUCGGGUCUAUCUGCAGCGGGGAGGAGGUCCAAACACACAAACACACACACAUGCACGCACGCACACACACGCACACACACACGCACACACACACACACACACAGCUUGAUGCCAAACCCCAGUGCUUUGUUAAACGGUUUGUUUCAGAUGUGAUUCCAGGUUUCAGAAAGUUUGUGAAAAUGUUAAAAAUGACUGUUGAGUCUGGUUUAACACAGACAGACACUGCUGUCUGAUCAAGCAUUAAUAAGUUGUAAUCAACGGCUUUAGUAAUGGUCAAUAAAUUAUUUACUAUCGUUAAUUGAUCAGCUAUAAACCAUCAAAGAGAAUAUCUUUUGGAAUUGCCAGGUUGUAGGAAAUAGUCAAGUUUAGAGCUGAAAUGAUUAAGAAAAAUAAUCAGAAACCAUUUAGAGAAAUGAUAAAACCCCUUCAAUCAUUUUUACAAGCAUAUAUGUUUUAAAAAAAAUACCAUUUCACCUUAUAAAAUCUGAAGAUUCAAUGCUUUUCUUCGCCUUGUUAUUAUUAUUAAUAAUAAUAAUAUUAACAAUACUGAUAAUUUUUUGUUUACUGUAAAGUGAGUAUUUUUUUAGUUGGAUUGUAGGUCACACAAAACAAGCCAUUUUAUAUACGAACAGUUAAUUAAAUGAUCUGAAAAGUAAUCAUCAGAUUAUGUUAUCACUACUUGCAGCUGGAGUCUAGUCAUUAAUAAAAUGAUUAGAUAUCAGUUCUGCGGUUUUAAAGAUUGAUAAGUCAUUGAGAAAGUGCCACAGAUUUCUCACUUUCUUUUGCCAUUAGCAAAGUUAAGUCAUCUGCAGUUAAUAAAUCUUUAAUAAUAAAUGCUUUGUAUUAUAAUCCAUCGAGUGUGUAGUUUGAAAUAUUUUGAAAAUAAAUUUUAUAAAUGUCCUGCUGGAGGAUUAACUGCAGCCAAAACAGAUUAUUUAUGUCUUAUAACUGACAUAACUGAGCAUUAGGAAUAUUUACUGUCCAUUAAUAAAGCUGUUGGUUAUUAGAGAGCGGUAUCUUAAAAAUGAUGAAGGGAAACUGGUCGAAAUCUGUUGAUUUAAUCUGUAUUUCAAUAUAAAAAUCUCUUUUCUGAUGGGAUCAGUUUCACCAGAAGAGGUAGCGAUACCGGUUUAGGAGUGAGCUCCAUUUAAGUCAACAACAUUAAAAUGUCCAGCCUCGUCUGGUAAAACCGAUCCUGUCCAAUAAUACGCUUCAGUGUAAAUGACGCUAAACGUUAACCCAGGAGGUCAGUAGGAGUUAACACAGUUAAAAUCCAGAGGUGAUUCAGUACAAAAGUCCCAUAAGAUUUCCGCAGAUUUUUUGUGUUUUUAAUAAAUGCAGUAGGGGUGAGUUCGUGUACAAAAAUCUCUAAACGUUUAGAGUGGGUAAUUUUUAUCGUGUAAAUGUGUACACGGGUUUCACAACUGGGUGGUGCAAUAGCAUUAUACCAGUAAAGCCCCAGUUAUCCGAAAACCAACCGAACGGGCCAUUUAACCAACGCGACGUUUUAAUAGAACGGAGCACGUAGGCUACUGGCCUGUUGCCAAACCCGGUCUCACACCAUUUCUUGUCAUAUUCACAGUUGUUACCGGCCAGCCCUUCGCUUAAAGGCAGUGGCCGUGUGGGUGUGACGUAGUAGAUGUUGUGGGAAGUAAAGUGGUGUAUAGAGUGUACGGACGGCAAUGCACCGUGAAAAUAGUAGUGUUCAUGCUACGGGUGGUUGCAGUCUGUUUACAGUGUUUAGAUAGGCUCCAGUUACAGCAUAGUCUCUGGGAAAAGGUCCUGUGUUAUGUUAUGUUUUCCUGCUGUAGAGGAGAAAUAAAUGUGCUUCUGCACAAACAUCAGUUCUGCAUCCUCAUUCUUCAAGCAGAGUUGGUCUUGACUCCUGGAGCUAGUUACCAGCAACGAGCCAAGUUGUAAAGAUAAUCUACAGAAAACCAGUGUCUCCCAACUAUGGUUCGGAGCGCCAGACUGGAGAAGGUAACACAGUCUAUCACAGUUAGUCAACAAUUAGUAUCACUCCCCUCCCCCCUAAAAACAAAAACGUUUUUUGUGUACUAAUUUUUCAUAACCGUUUAUGAUCUCAAACGUGUACAUGGACUCACCCCUAAAAUGCAGAACAUAGGAUCUGACAGCCAGUUAAUGUUCUCAUUUUGUUCAAAGAUUAAAAUUAGAAAUGUUUAAUUCUCACCUGAAGUAUUCAAGCUGUUGAAUAUGUUUUAAAAAUGAUGUUGUCGCUGAUUGAUAAUUGGUAAUUACAAGACACAAAUGUUACAUUAUUUUGCAAGUCCUUAAUUUCCUAAUAAUUUCUUAUGACUUUCCUGUUAAUAAACUCUGUAGCAUCAACAAUGGGAAAGUUCUUGAAAGAAAUACUGAAUUUGAAACAGCCAGUUAUUGUAGUUUUACGCCACAUUAACUUUUUAUUCACAUUAUGGUAAUUACACGUCAUUCCAAAACAAACAAUUUAUUUUUUUGGGGGGGGGGGGGGGGCAGAUACUUCAAAUGCAUUAAUACUUAAUAACAAAAUAUAACAUCAUCCACUUAAGAAAUACUUCAGAGGAAAAAAUGAACAAAAUAAUGAUUUAAAUCGCCAAAUAUGUGAUCACAGAAAAAAAAGUGGAUGCGUUUACUGCCAACUUCCAGCGCUUGUCCCACACAGGUUUUAUACACGUGACAGAUGUGUUGAUCUCAUUCAUGUAAAAUGUCUUCUGUUCACUGCAGAGCUUAUUUUCUUCAUUUAUCAACAGUAUGGAAGCCCAAACCUGACAUGAAUAGAUAAAAUGACAAAAAUAAAAAUACUUACAAAUUAUUAUGUUCCAAGUCAAAGUUUGAGCUUUUUAUUCUGAAUUUAUGACUGAAAGCCUCAAAAUUAUUAUGACCAAAUCUAAAAUUAUGACUUAAGUCAGUUUCUGAUCAUUUAGAAAUUAGUCCAACAUGUUUUAUCUCAUAAUUCUGACUUUAGAUCUCAUAAUUUUGACCUAAUAUAUCAAAAGGUUGACUUUUAAUCUCACACUUAUGACCAAGUAUCCUGUCAAAUUCAUUAAUAUCUCAUAAUUUUGACCUAAUAACUCAAAUUGUAAUCUUUUUACUUUAGUGCCUCACAAUAAUAAUGACCUAGAAAGUCAUGUGAUUUAUGAUAAUGCUUUAAUUUUUGCCAUUCCUAAAAUCUAAUUACUGUAUUCUGGGUGUCACUGGGCUUCCGUACAUUUAUAAUCUGUUGUGGGGAAAAAACUUGAGAAUUAAUGUUCUGCAUCACUUCAUCACUCUGGUGUUGGGACUGAGAUAAGACAAACUAAAAGCACAUUUUGGAAUAAAAACCCUGUCGUAGCGCUGCUGAAGAGCAGAUGUUUAACAAACUGUUGAGACCUUGUUUGAAGGUUUUCCUCUUUGGACAGUUUUUUGGUUUCAAAGUGAAGGUAAGAGUCCUGAUUUAAAAUGACUUAUUUAAAGCCACAUUCAACAUUAACGUCUCAAACUGAGUUAAAAAAAAAUUGGUUUCUUUAAUCAGAUGAUGUUGUUGGGGAACAUUUAGCACUUGAAACGUUGCCGGUACUUCCUGUUGUCGUCCGGUGUUUUUAAACGUGUCUGACUGUCGGACUGCUGCCAUGCUCUAUUUAAGCUUUGUAUUUAAUUUGUCAUGAUGUCAAAUUACCAGUAAACGCAAAAUCAAACUCUG
Molecule: messenger RNA, 6243 nt
Organism: Epinephelus fuscoguttatus (brown-marbled grouper)
Lineage: Eukaryota; Metazoa; Chordata; Actinopteri; Perciformes; Serranidae
Gene: mindy1
Product: MINDY lysine 48 deubiquitinase 1
Exons: 12
Coding region: 762-2525 (587 amino acids)
Biological process (GO): protein K48-linked deubiquitination
Cellular component (GO): cell periphery; cytosol
Molecular function (GO): K48-linked deubiquitinase activity; cysteine-type deubiquitinase activity; cysteine-type carboxypeptidase activity
Source: RefSeq, a predicted model, not a curated record